Messenger RNA from Aspergillus fijiensis CBS 313.89, 1050 nucleotides. RefSeq names its product NAD(P)-binding protein. NCBI's taxonomy places the organism in Eukaryota, Fungi, Ascomycota, Eurotiomycetes, Eurotiales, Aspergillaceae. Gene Ontology annotation, molecular function: oxidoreductase activity, acting on the CH-OH group of donors, NAD or NADP as acceptor. The transcript is spliced from 2 exons. Bases 1 to 1050 code for a protein of 349 amino acids. The record is from RefSeq and is a predicted model, not a curated record.
AUGUCCCGGUUCAUCGAUCACAGUCGCGACUUGGCCAUUCCGCUAGGCUCUCUGGUCCUCGUCACCGGCAUCUCGGGAAUGAUCGCGAUUCACAUCGCGGACGAAGCGCUCCGAGCCGGAUUCCGCGUGCGCGGGACGGUGCGAACAGCUGCCCGGGCACAUGAAGUGCGCUCUUUGCUUCCAUCGCCCGACCUGGAGAUUGUCCUUGUGCCAGAGAUGGGGGCCAAGGGUGCAUACGAUGCGGCGUUGGCCGACGUGGCGGCGGUCAUCCACUGCGCCUCCAUCACCAACUUCUCUCCAGAUGCGGACUCGGUCAUUCCCACCACGGUAAACGCUCUGGUAGGCCUUCUGGAAGGCGCGCUGUUGCACCCCAGCGUGAAACGGGUCGUGUUCACCUCGACCAGCGGGGCGGCGUCGAAGCCCCGGCCUGGGGUGCAAUUCGCAAUCAACCGCGAGUCCUGGAAUCAAGAGGCGGUAGAGCUUGUGGAGAGAGUGGCGUCCGAGGAGGAACGGAGCAAGAUGGGGUUUGAGUGGGGGUACCAGGUGUACGUGGCCUCUAAGGUGAAGGCCGAGCGAGCUGCCUGGCGCUUCGUGGCGGAGCGGAACCCACCGUUUGUGGUCAAUGUCAUCAACCCAGCGAUGAACUGGGGCAAAGUCAUGGGGUCCAUGGGGGUCAGUGGUCUACAUGUGCAGAGUGUCCUCAACGGUCGGAUCCCGCCUAUUCCAUCAGUGUACAUGGUCGAUACCAUUGAUGACGCGCGGAUCCAUAUUGCGGCGGCAAUCGAUGUGACGGUGGCUAACGAGCGGAUCUUCGCCUGCGACGAACCCUUCACCUGGGGCCGUGUGGUUGACAUAAUCCAGAGGGUCUUGCCCGACGCCAUGCUGCCUAGGGCCGACCCCGGUCAAUUGGUGGACCUGAGUACAGUGGACAACACACUGGGGGCCCGUCUCUUGACCAGAUGGUGGGGGCAGGCUGGCUACAAAGGACUAGAACAAACCGUACGGGAGACGGUGGAAAUGUGCUUAGAACGGGGUAGCUACUCGCAUUAA